AUGCAUGUUCUUCGGGAGGAUAUCUCAGUCGGGUUCUGGAACAAGCCAAGUUAUCUUUUAGCGCUGGUGAUCAGCGAACUGGCAAAGCCAGCAGGCGAGAGAAUGGAGUGGUUGAUGUGGGUCGACGCCGACUCAAUUAUACUUAACAAUGAUGUCCCUGCCGAGGUCUUUCUUCCUCCAUCCGACCUCAAAGAUAUCCAUCUAGUGACCGCCAAAGACCAAAACGGGCUCAACACCGGAAUCAUGUUCAUGCAUGUCCACCCGUGGACAAUAAGCUUCCUGACUGAAACCCUUGGUUACCCGCUCUUUCACUCGAAAAUCGAUCUUGGUCGGUCCGCAGACCAAGAAGCCAUGGGCCGCGUGCUCAACAAAACAACAGAGGGUCCAGCUGGACAGGGUUACGCCAGUGGGGUCGCGUACCUGCCACGACCAUGGAUCAACACCUAUGAGCAAGAGAGGGGGGAUCUGCUUGUGCAUUUCCCAGGUCUUGAGGAGAGACGUUGGCCGCAUAUGGCUAAAUGGCUGGAUAUUGUUGAGAUGACCCCUCAGAAGUGGAAUCUGCCACUCGAGAAGACGGGGUAUCUUACCAAGACUGCGGCUUAUUGGUCACAGAUUCGCGAUGCAAAAAACAAAAUUCGCAUCGGGGAGCAGGUCGUGCAGGCUGGGAACGCCCGGUCAUCUCCAGAGAUAAAGCAGGGAGUUGAUGCGCUCAAGAAAGUCCUACUUGAAGACUCGGAUGAAGUGGAUCGCAUACAGCAGCGAAUUUCAGAUCUCAACACUUUGCUGGAGCAGAAGACAGUCUAA
Molecule: messenger RNA, 804 nt
Organism: Penicillium nucicola
Lineage: Eukaryota; Fungi; Ascomycota; Eurotiomycetes; Eurotiales; Aspergillaceae
Product: glycosyltransferase family 34 protein
Exons: 3
Coding region: 1-804 (267 amino acids)
Biological process (GO): protein N-linked glycosylation
Cellular component (GO): Golgi membrane
Molecular function (GO): glycosyltransferase activity
Source: RefSeq, a predicted model, not a curated record